UACCCAGUAGCUAAUGGCGGUGGUGAGUGCACUAGCCGCCAAAGUGGACAACCUGACUGCAACAGUUUCUGGUCUUAGUACCGAGUUUGCCGCCUUCAAGAACCAGCAGCACACAGUAUGCAGUGGGACCUCCACUGUGGCCCCAACCCCAUCCCUAGCCAGCGGUGCUCAACAAGGCCAAGGAGAGAGUGCCGUGUGUCAGCAUAGUCUGUGCGACCCACCCAAGAAAAAGGACAAUGCUGCAGGGCAAUGUGCAACUGCUGCUGCACCCACACCGAGGAUGGAUACCCCUGCCAAGCCAGUCAAGGGAGCCACACAACAGCCCCUGAGCCCCUCAGGGAUGGCCCCUGCUCCCCCUGCUUCAGAGAGCAAGUCACCUGUGGCAGACUGUAAGAAGGAUAAUGCAGGUGAAUGGACAUUGGUCAGCCGAAAGAAGAAGCUGUGCUUCAGCCUAAUCCCAGCCCGGACUGCCAGCCCCGAGCCAGACCAGGGACACCUGAAGACUGCCAGCCUCGAGCUAGACCAGGGACAUCUGAAGACUGCCAGCCCCGAGCCAGACCAGGGACAUCUGAUGGCAGCCAUGCAGAUGCUGAUGGAGCAGGUGUCUUGCCUGACACAGGAAGUGGAGGGCCUGAAGACACAGAUGCAACACCAUCGCGAUGAACGGUCAUUGCUGAGCGACCACUUCGCCCUGGAGACAACCCUCCCGGUGCAGUCCACCCUGGCAGUGCCCAGGAAGCACUUGACGGUGCCACCAUCCAGAAUGAUGGACCUCGUCAUCCAUGUGGUGGCAUGGUAAGCUGCCGUGAAGGGCUCCUUUGCUGAUGCAGAGGCACUGUACGACGGACUCCUGCACACCAUCGAGGGAUUCAUCGCGACUCCAAGGGUUCCAGCAAGGGCCCAUGCUCCACGCCGCUGGACUUACG
Messenger RNA from Portunus trituberculatus (swimming crab), 926 nucleotides. Its product is annotated as predicted GPI-anchored protein 58. The record is from RefSeq and is a predicted model, not a curated record. Bases 14 to 799 code for a protein of 261 amino acids. NCBI's taxonomy places the organism in Eukaryota, Metazoa, Arthropoda, Malacostraca, Decapoda, Portunidae. The transcript has 2 exons.